Molecule: messenger RNA, 2434 nt
Organism: Camellia sinensis
Lineage: Eukaryota; Viridiplantae; Streptophyta; Magnoliopsida; Ericales; Theaceae
Gene: DOT3
Product: Phototropic-responsive NPH3 family protein
Molecular function (GO): protein binding
Source: RefSeq, a predicted model, not a curated record
GACCUGAAAACUAACACACACACAAAAAAAAAAACCUAUAAUUAAAGAAGCCAUGUAGCCACCAACCCUCUCAACAGUAAUGCCAUCCCAGCCACAACUCACCUCUCACACAUUUACUCAGACCAUGCCCCACUCAUUUCAAUUUCUUUUCCUCUCAAAUGGGUAAUGACCAGCUCCCACAAUGACUCUGCACCACCAAGUGAGUAACUGUGAAGUCCUUCCCUCCAAAGUCCCCUCAUACCAUACCAAUGGCUCUACAACAUAGCCCUGGAAGUGAUUCUGAUGAAGCUAACCACCGAGUACACAACCAAAGCAUAGUAGUUCCUGCAAACCUCAUUUCCAUAGCAGAUAGCUUUGAAAAGAAAGAGCAUUCAUGGUUUGUCACUUCUGAAAUCCCAACAGAUAUAGCAAUUCAAGUUCAAGAAAUCACCUUUCAUGUUCACAAGUAUCCAUUGGUUUCAAGAUGUGGCUACCUAGCCCAAGUCGAACUCUGGCCAUUGAACUCAAAUUUAGGAUAUGACUUGAAGCUCGAAAACUUCCCAGGUGGAUCAGAAACAUUUGAAAUCAUUCUAAAAUUCUGUUAUGGUCUCCCCAUAGGCCUAAAUCCUAGCAAUGUCGCUGCACUGAGAUGUGCAUCGGAAUUUCUAGAGAUGACUGAAGCACUUGAAGAUGGAAAUCUCAUUUCCAAGACAGAAGCUUUCCUCACAUUUGUAGUCCUUUCUUCAUGGAGAGACUCUGUCACUGUUCUCAAAUCUUGUGAAACUCUAUUUCCAUGGGCUGAAAACCUCCAAAUCGUACGAAGAUGCUGUGACUCCAUUGCUUGGAAGGCUUCUCGAGAAAAUCCAACAAUUGGAGAGAUGAUUAAUGAAGAGAGCUGGUGGUUUGAAGAUAUGGCUACCCUACGCAUUGAUCAUUUCAUGAGGAUCAUAACAGCAUUAAGGGCCAAGGGGAUGAAUCCAGAAAUUAUCGGUUCAUGUAUCAUGUACUAUGCAGGAAUAUGGUUGCCAGGCAUGGAGGUAGAAUGGGAAGGACUACGACGAUACAGUUACAGCAAAAAUGAACUGCAGUUAAAAAUUCUGAGUGGAAGGAGACAGGAAGGGAAUGUUGGACACAAUAAAGAGCAAAGGAUGAUUGUAGAGAGCUUAGUGAGCAUACUGCCUCCACAGAAAGAAGCUGUUUCAUGCAAGUUCUUACUGAGGAUGCUAAAGAUGGCUUUGGUGUAUUCAGCAUCACCAGCUUUGAUUUCAGAGCUUGAGAAAAGAGUUGGGAUGGUGUUGGAAAAUGCUAAUGUAAAUGAACUUCUUAUUCCUAGUUGUACAAUCGGAGAUCAGGGAAAGCCAUUGAAUUCACCAGAUCAAUGCACAAUGCACAACAUAGAUGUGGUGCAGAGAAUUGUAGAAUAUUUCCUUAUGCAUGAACAACAACACCAACACCAGCAGCAGCAGCAACAGAAGUCUGGAAAAUUGACCAUCAGUAAACUUUUGGACAGUUAUCUAGCUGAGAUUGCAGGAGAUCCCAAUCUCUCCAUCAUCAAAUUUCAAGCUCUAGCUGAAGCAUUGCCAGAAAAUGUUCGAACAUGCCAUGAUGGUGUCUAUAGAGCCAUUGAUACCUACCUCAAGUCUCAUCCUUCUUUAUCAGAACACGAACGAAGAAGACUAUGCAAAAUAAUGGAUUGCGAGAAGCUGUCAUUCGAUGCAUGCAUGCAUGCCGCACAAAAUGAUCGAUUGCCUUUAAGAACCGUCAUGCAGGUUUUGUUGUUGGAGCAAGUAAAGAUGAGGUCAGCAAUGCAAGGGAAGGAGCAAGCAGGAUGCGCUGACAAUUCCGAUCAGGAAGAAAGUCGGUCUCAUGCAAAGGAGAUCAAGAUCCUCAAAGAAGAACUUGAGAAAGUAAAAGCAGAACUGCAAGAGCUGCAGAUGGCCUACACUGAGCUGCAAAGAGAACAUGAAAAGCCAAACAAUAAGCAGAGAAAUUUUUCAGGUUGGCCCUUUAACUGGAGGAAAAUCAAGAACUCAGGAUUUUUUCACGGAAAAGUGGAUGGUGAUGAAACUAGAGACAGACUGCAGACAUGUAACAGGGUUAGUCUCCGCCGAAGGCUCUCUCUCUCCUAAGAAUUCUGAAAAUCAAUAAUCUUACACUAUAAUUUCCAACAUAGCCAAAAGACAAGACAGAAUCAUCUACAUCUUCUUCCCAACGUUGGUUUGUUUUGCAAAUAAGAUUCGAAGCAUAUUUGAUAAUUGUUAUCUCAGUCUAAAUGUAUGGUUUGAAGUUGAGUGGGGUAAAGCGAUAUCCAGGAACAUUUGAGGGGGUGUCUCUAAAAUUAUUAAAUUAUUUAAUAUGUGGUAUUUCAGCCUAUUAUAUAUUGUCCUCAAUGUAACAUAAUUCCAUGGUUUUUCGAUUAGUAGACAGUUCAAACAGAAAGACAAAAUCUUUAUCA